UUGGAUUACUCGUGAACAAAUUCAUGCAUACUUGUGGUCUGAGUGAAAAGAAAUUCAAACCGCGUUCCCACCGUCUACAUAUGAUUUUGAUUCACUCUCUUAAAACUGGUCUUCUCUCUCUGUGUGUGUGAUAUGCAUAGCAAAGUUAUAGAGUGUGGCAUUUAAUUUGCUUGGUCUGAUUCCAAUUUUAUAACAUGCGUUCAAGUAGACCAUCGCCCCCUUACUCGUUCAUCUUCACAUCCUUCAUCUUCAUCUCCAUACAAACUUGUUUUUGUGCUGGCAACGACCAAUAUGUAAACUGCAACAGACCCUUUCUAUGCGCCACCAUCCAAACCCUACAUCCCACAUUGCGGUUCACUGUGCUACCACCACCGCAGUUGGUGGAACCAUCACGACGGUUGAUCAAUAUUAAUAAGCCAGUAUAUACUACAGCGAAUACCUCGAAAAAUGGUACCGCAGGUUGCGCAUAUUACAAGGACUGCUUACCUCCUACAGAUCAGCCACCCUCGCCUCCACCAACACAGAUCAAUAAGCUCAUUGCACCAGCACUAGAGCCCAUUGUGCCAGUCCCAGCGAAUAAAACCUCGCACUCGACAAAUGCUGCCGCAGUUCGACCACCCCCGCCCCCACCAAGACAGUUCAAUAAAUUCAUUGCGCCAGCACCAGAGCGCAUUGUGCCAUCAGAAGUCCCAGUUCCGCCACCUCCGCCUCCACCAACACAGUCCAAUAGGUUGAUUGCGCCAGCACCAGAGCCCAUUGUGCCAUCAGGAGUCCCAGCUUUUCCGCAAUACCCGUCUCCAACUGAGUUCAUUGCGCCAGCAACGUCUCCCAUUGAAAUUGGGCCAUAUCAUAAUUAUUUAAGAGAACGGCCAUUUUCGAAGAGCAAUCCGUUGCAGAAAAUUGCAGUUGGCAUUUCUGGAGCUGUGUCUGGGAUUGUAGUAAUCUCUUUUGUGAUUAUCUACAGCCUUAAGAGAAGGCACCUAUCAACUAACGCAAUGGUCUGCUGUAAAAGUGGUGCAAAUAACUUUCAAAUCAUUAAUGAAGAAUUCAUAAAGAACUACGGAUCAGUAGCACCAAAGCGAUAUACUUAUUCAAAUGUGAAGAAAUUGACCAACUCGUUCAAAGAAAAAGUAGGACAAGGAGGAUAUGGUGUUGUAUACAAAGGGAAGCUACCUGAUGGAAGUAUGGUGGCAGUGAAAAUUUUGAGCGCGUCCAAAGGUAAUGGAGAAGAAUUUAUCAAUGAAGUGGCUAGCAUUAGUAGAACAUCCCAUGUUAAUAUAGUCACUCUUCUAGGUUUUUGCUAUGAGAGGACUAAAAGAGCUCUAAUUUAUGAAUUCAUGCCUUAUGGAUCUCUUGAUAAGUUCAUAUAUGAUAAAGGACCUCCAAUUACAAAUCCUCUCUUGGACAGCAAGACUAUGUUCCGAAUUGCGGUUGGCAUUGCUCGAGGACUAGAAUACUUACACCGUGGAUGUAACACAAGGAUCCUACAUUUUGACAUAAAACCACAUAAUAUACUUUUGGAUGAGGAUUUGCGCCCAAAAAUCUCUGAUUUUGGCCUUGCUAAACUAUGCAAAACAAAAGAGAGUAUUGUGUCAAUGACGGGCAUGAGAGGGACUGCAGGAUUUAUUGCACCAGAAGUAUUUAGUCGGAACUUUGGUGGAGUCUCUCACAAGUCUGACGUUUACAGCUACGGAAUGUUGGUUCUUGAAAUGGUUGGAGGAAGGAAAAAUUUUGAUGGUGAACUCUCUCGUACCAGUGAGACAUAUUUUCCACACUGGAUUUAUACGAAACUUGAACAGGACAAAAAUUUUAAUACUUUUGAGAAUAUAACAGAAGGGGCAGAAGAAGAGACAACAAGAAAGAUGAUAAUAGUUAGUCUGUGGUGCAUUCAGACCAAUCCUUCAGAUCGGCCGUCAAUUAGUAAGGCGAUAGAGAUGUUAGAAGGAACCCUUCAAGCCUUACCAUUUCCACCAAAGCCUUUCUUGGAUUCACCUACCAGGUCACCUUAAGAUUCUUCCAUGACUUCAUAGUCAUAAAAAAAAAAAAAAAUCAGACAUUUAAAAUAUGUGCAAUUGUAUCUAAAAUUCAAAGAAGAAUAGAUGAUCUUAUUGUUGUGUUUUGCUUGCUUACACAAAGUUGUAUAUAUACAAUUUUACAUUGAGACAAAUCGCUCCGAACUUAGAGAGAAGAUUUCAA
This is a messenger RNA of Alnus glutinosa, 2196 nucleotides long. RefSeq names its product PR5-like receptor kinase. Gene Ontology annotation, molecular function: ATP binding; protein kinase activity. The record is from RefSeq and is a predicted model, not a curated record. Lineage: Eukaryota; Viridiplantae; Streptophyta; Magnoliopsida; Fagales; Betulaceae. Bases 195 to 2009 code for a protein of 604 amino acids. The transcript has 10 exons. Gene Ontology annotation, biological process: protein phosphorylation.